Nematolebias whitei (Rio pearlfish) is the source of this 865-nucleotide messenger RNA. RefSeq names its product motor neuron and pancreas homeobox 2a (gene mnx2a). Gene Ontology annotation, molecular function: DNA-binding transcription factor activity, RNA polymerase II-specific; sequence-specific double-stranded DNA binding. The record is from RefSeq and is a predicted model, not a curated record. NCBI's taxonomy places the organism in Eukaryota, Metazoa, Chordata, Actinopteri, Cyprinodontiformes, Rivulidae. Gene Ontology annotation, biological process: spinal cord motor neuron cell fate specification; regulation of DNA-templated transcription; central nervous system development. Gene Ontology annotation, cellular component: nucleus. The transcript is spliced from 3 exons. Bases 1 to 795 code for a protein of 264 amino acids.
AUGGAGAAAUCUAAAAACUUUUGCAUUGACGCGCUCCUGGCGCAUGACGCGGCGCAGAGGAUUGACGGAGACCGCGCGUCCCCGGGACUGUUUUACAGCUCGAGUCCGGAUGGCAGUCCAGCGUCAGUCUGCGCCUCAGAGUCUUCCUCUCCUCAGACAAACUCUUCCUCAGUCCAAUCAGGGGUCCUGUCCAAAUCCCACGUCUUCAGCCUGUCCCAGUCAGGACUCAGUCUCCAUCAGGCAGGUCUCCUCGGGACGCACGCUGCGGGGCCCAUGUAUCCACUGACGGCCCUUGGAGGCCAGCACCCCGCCUUGGUGUACCCAGGCUUCAUGCAGCUGUUCCAACCGUUUUCAGAGCAGUUCCAGGGGGGCACAACGCUCCCCCUGGAACCAUGGAUCAGAACGGGGAUGGUGAUGCCCAGACUUGGAGAGUUUGGUGCUCAAGCAGCUGUGUUGGGGAAGUGUCGGAGACCAAGGACAGCUUUCACCAGUCAGCAGCUGCUGGAACUAGAAAACCAGUUCAAGCUCAACAAGUACCUGUCCAGAUCUAAACGCUUUGAGGUGGCCACCUCGCUCAUGCUGACAGAGACUCAGGUGAAGAUCUGGUUCCAGAACAGACGCAUGAAGCUGAAGAGAAGUCAUAAAGCCAAAGAAAAGGUAGCAGCAGCCUCUCUGACUCAGGAUGAGGAGGACAUACAGAGAAUCAAACAUCACGAUGGUUCUCUCAGCUCAAGCCUGGAAGAUGAAGAGGAGGGAGAAGAUGAGGUUGAGGAUGAAAUGGGGGAAAUAAAAUAGCUGAGGGAAACCUCCGUGCAUUCUUUCAGCUUCCAGAGGCAUGAAGCAGGUGGAAAUGAGAACUCUUACU